AGUACACCGCGCGCAUCGAAAACGGACUGUUUUAGCACUGGCCACAUCGCCUCCAUCUGUGGCCCCCAUCGCCAUUGGAAACCGUUGUGUCAACAAAACUUUUUUGUUUACGAAUGUCGUGUGUCGAGAAAUUCAAAGUCAAUUUGAAUUUGCCAUGUGAAAAGUGUGAGGAACUUGGAAAAUAUCGUGUGCUUUAUUAAUUUGUGAUGGGUAAUUGUAUGGCGAGCGUUUUUCGGCGGCGGCGUGUUCGCCGUCAUAUAGUUUUGAUUUUGAUCGGCCUGGACAACGCUGGGAAGACGAAGACUGUGAAUAAUCUGGCCGGCGAGAGAGACGACAAGGUUCUGCCCACAGUGGGCUUUAAGGCUGUGAAUUUAAUACAUAAAGAUACACCUGUGACUAUAUACGACCUUGGGGGAGGGCCACAUUUUCGCCAGAUAUGGUCUCAGUACUACAGCGAGGUACAUGGUGUGAUAUUUGUUAUCGACUCGAGCGAUUUUUCACGGUUGGACGAAUGCAGAGUUGUGUUGGAAGAGGUUUUAUCGCACGACAAAAUAUCAGGUAAACCAGUUCUGGUGCUGGCCAACAAACAGGACAAGACUGGAGCCCUAGACGACAUAGAUGUGGUCGAAAAACUCAACAUUGAACCUUUGGUGAACAAAUACCGCUGCCCAACCCUCGUGGAAUCCUACAGCGCACAGACCCUAGAACAGUCCAAAAAGGCCAAAAUUGACCCCGGACUCCGCAAGGGCUACCAAUGGCUCUUAAACUACAUCAUACGGCGUUACGGCGACAUAAACUUACGCGUGCAAACCGAUAUACACGCUGACUUAGAGCGCCGCAAGCGAAUGAUGACCAAAGCCUCCAAUAGAGCCUCCCAGACCUUCACGGCAGUCAGCGAUGACAUAGCAACGCAAACGGGCUUCGAAAACCCGAAUUUCGAUCCCAAAUCGCCGGACAUAGACAAUAUAGAGCGAGAGAAAGAUCUGGAACGCGGUGUUAUUAUAGUUAAGCCUAUAACGAACAGCGUUGAUACUACUAUGACUAUAGAAAGCAUGGAUUCUGAUAAUACUAGUGCCAAGCCGAAGCUGUCGCCUUUGUUUGGACGAGCCAGUAAUAGCACGGUUGAGACGGUAAGGAUAGAAUUGGAGUCGAGGAAUGAGUAUAGGAAGCUCUCUCCGAUAGUGAGGAAGAAGUCUGGGAACCAACACAUCGAUUUUAUGAACAGACCGCAGUCCAGCCCCACUUUUAAGAAGAAUUCUAAUAAGACGGAUUCAACCAGCAAAAACUCCUCGUACGUGGAGGAUGAAUCCAAAGAGCAGUACCCGGCCAUGGAUCGUAACGCCACCUGGGACGGAGCGGUAACGAAGCACCGCGUCUUGGUCAACGACGUUGAACUCUCACAGAUGCACCGGGAAAUCGUGCUUACUGAACGUGACUACACCAGCAAGACCGCUUCUUCAGAAGUGGUGUUGCACGCGUCCACGCUGCCGCUGAGCGCGCGGCCCGCGUCGGCGUCGCAGCUGGUGCGGCGUCAGCUGGAGAUCUCCGCGCAGCACAAGCGCCGGCUGAGCUUGCGAUACUACACCAGCAAGCCGGCCUCCUCGGAGGUGGUGCUGCCCGCGUCCACGCUGCCGCUGAGCGCGCGGCCCGCGUCGGCGUCGCAGCUGGUGCGGCGUCAGCUGGAGAUCUCCGCGCAGCACAAGCGCCGGCUGAGCUUGCGAUACAUGCAGCGCAACAAAACCAGUCCCGAACGCGUGUCUAUGCUCAUCUACGAGCCGAAAGCGCAAAGGCACCUCGACAAGGGAGACUUUGAGCACAGCGCAGUCAACUAGCACUGGUUAAAUAAGUUGAUUCAAACGAAUUUAUUGAUUUAAGAUUCGGCGAUUGAGUACGAUUGUACUGUAACUUGUUUUAAUUUAAGUAUAUUAUAUUUAAAAUUAUUAUAUGGAGUACUGUUAACAGGGUAUAGAUAGAUUUAUUCUACGAAUUUAGCGAAAUGAUUAAAAUUUGGUCUGAGUAAAAAAUAUUUGGGAAAAUUUAAAAAUGUACAGUCAAGAAAUACAUAGUAACCUACUACAAAAAAGUUAUGUAUAUUUUUCAUUUAUUUAUUGUAAAAAUUCGUGAAUAACUUUAUUUUUUCAAAUGAUUGCCCCAAAUUAACACCUGUUAAAAUUACGUUAUUGAU
Ostrinia furnacalis (Asian corn borer) is the source of this 2185-nucleotide messenger RNA. RefSeq names its product ADP-ribosylation factor-like protein 13B. NCBI's taxonomy places the organism in Eukaryota, Metazoa, Arthropoda, Insecta, Lepidoptera, Crambidae. Gene Ontology annotation, cellular component: non-motile cilium; ciliary membrane. The coding region runs from base 207 to 1832 and encodes 541 amino acids. Gene Ontology annotation, molecular function: GTPase activity; GTP binding. The record is from RefSeq and is a predicted model, not a curated record. The transcript is spliced from 8 exons. Gene Ontology annotation, biological process: receptor localization to non-motile cilium; non-motile cilium assembly.